Molecule: messenger RNA, 936 nt
Organism: Peronospora matthiolae
Lineage: Eukaryota; Oomycota; Peronosporomycetes; Peronosporales; Peronosporaceae
Source: the annotation of a GenBank genome assembly
AUGUCCACUGCUGCUCCCACGAGCUCGGAUUCGUCGCUGCCCUCCGCUUCCCAAGAGCUCCAGCGCCCACGCCGCCUAUCAGUGACGACUGCAAACGCGCUAACGAACUUUAGCGAGCUGCAGUCGCAUUUCUAUGGCCACCGCCUCGUGGUGUUUCUGGACUACGACGGGACACUGACGCCGAUCGUGAACGACCCGGCGCUGGCUCUGCUGUCGCCCACGAUGAAGCACACGCUCGAGAAGCUGCGCGAGCAGUUCAUCGCGGGCGUAAUCACGGGCCGAUCGCUGGACAAGAUCCAGAAGUUUGUCGGCAUUCCGCAGCUCUAUUACGCUGGCAGCCACGGCUUUGAUAUUAAAGGGCCAGAUGGGACGUCGAUCAAGAACCAAGUGGCGACGCCGUUCCUCGCAGACUUGCGGGAGCUGCGGGAUGAACUCCAAGCGCAGAUCCAAGACAUUGAAGGCGCAGAAGUGGAAGACAAUGUCUUUUCAGUGUCGCUGCAUUUUAGAAAUGUCAAUCGAGCCUUGUGGCCGCAGAUGUCGAGUAUCGCGUACACUGGGCGGGACCAGCAUCCACGUAUCAAACUCAACGAAGGGAAAAUGGUGUACGAGUUCAAGCCCAAGCUCGACUGGAACAAGGGGAAAGCGCUACUGUGGCUCCUCCAAGCUCUUGGACUGGACGGGCACAAUGACGUCUACACUAUCUACAUUGGCGACGACACCACCGAUGAAGACGCGUUCCAGCUCUUUCGCGCCCAUGAUGCUCGCAAGGGCGUCGGGAUCAUUGUCACCGAAGAGAGCACGUCCACGGACGCGUCGUUCACGCUGCGUGACACGAACGAGGUGUGCGAGUUUUUGAACCGUUUGAUCGCAUGUGGCGAGGGAUACAAGAGUGCACCGAGCAGUCCCCAGCCAGCUAACCCGUCCCCGGCGCAGUAG